This is a messenger RNA of Mycetomoellerius zeteki, 903 nucleotides long. Its product is annotated as odorant receptor 13a-like. Bases 1 to 903 code for a protein of 300 amino acids. The record is from RefSeq and is a predicted model, not a curated record. Gene Ontology annotation, cellular component: plasma membrane. Gene Ontology annotation, molecular function: odorant binding; olfactory receptor activity. Lineage: Eukaryota; Metazoa; Arthropoda; Insecta; Hymenoptera; Formicidae. Gene Ontology annotation, biological process: detection of chemical stimulus involved in sensory perception of smell; sensory perception of smell. The transcript is spliced from 7 exons.
AUGGAGGACGAUUGGUUAUCAUUGAAUACGGAUGUAGAAAGAAUCAUUCUACAACGUCACACCGCAUAUGGACGAUACAUCACGCUAACAUAUGGAAUCUUCAUGCAGUUCCUGGGAAUCCUUCUCAUCUCGAAGUCAGUCGUGGUGAUGCUGCUGGAGGAUACUUCGGAUGCGACGAUAUCUUCUCUAGUGGCGGAAGCGAAACUACCUCUUCGCGUGGAAUAUGGAGAAACGUUAAACCAAUAUUUGUAUCCGAUGGCGGUACAUUGUUAUCUAGCCGUAUUCUCCCACAUCAGCAUCACGAUCGCAGUUGAUUCUUGCUACAUCGCUCUGAUUCGGCACGCGUGCGGAAUGUUCGCGAUUGUUGGACACACGCUGGAAAAUAUUGGUAAAGACAGCAACGACAAUUUUGAUCUGAAACCCGACAAGGUAAACGACGAUAAUUACAACAGAACUUUCGGCUGUCUGCGCAAGCAUCUGCAUGUGAUACAAUUCGCGGAAUUGAUUGAGUCUACGUUCACAAAUAUAUUCCUAGUCAGCGUUUGCCUGAAUAUGAUUGGCGGUAGUAUGAUUGGCAUUCAGGUGGUCUUAAACUUAAACGACGCAAAGGAUAUCGUAGAACCCUUUGCUAUUUAUAUCGCGCAACUCAUUCAUCUCUUCCUACAAUUCUGGCCAGCUCAAUUUCUAUUAGAUUACAGUAUCCUUCCUUACGAAUCAAUUUGCAGAUCAAAUUGGUAUUACACUUCAAGAAGAUGUCAAAAACUUCUUUUUUUAAUCAUGAAUAGGAGUUUGUUACCAUGCAAAAUAACUGCUGGUAAGAUCGUGCCUUUGACUAUUGAAAACUUUGGCGCGGUUCUAAAAACAAUGAUGUCUUAUUUCACGAUGCUACGUUCCUUCAAAUGA